Erythranthe guttata (spotted monkey flower) is the source of this 3006-nucleotide messenger RNA. RefSeq names its product putative late blight resistance protein homolog R1A-10. Gene Ontology annotation, molecular function: ADP binding. Gene Ontology annotation, biological process: defense response to other organism. Lineage: Eukaryota; Viridiplantae; Streptophyta; Magnoliopsida; Lamiales; Phrymaceae. The record is from RefSeq and is a predicted model, not a curated record.
AGAGAGAGGGGGGCAGAAGUUGGAUAUUUUUGAAAAAUUGGGACAAAACUGUUGGUCAAUGGAUAUCCACAAAUAUACAUAUAUAUGGAUGAAACUAUUCAGAGAGUUUCCACUUUCUUUCCUUUGAGAGAGAGAGAGAGAGAGAGAGAGAGAGAGAGAGAGCAUUCAAAGAUGGCUUACGGUGCUGUUUGUUGUCUUGAGAUGACAAUUGAGCGCCUUUUAAAUUCUUGUCAUAUUUCGAUUGUUCAAAAUUCAUCCCGACAAAUCACUAAUCUUUUGUACGAGGAGAUUCUUUCCUUAAAAGAAACUCUCGAAAAAUUCAAUACAAGGAUGAACACCGUUAACAUGAAGAUGGUGAAAAAAUUGGAGGCAGAAAUCAUAGAUGCAGUAUACCAAUUUGAAGAUGUAAUCGAACCCCAUCUCUCAAAUCAGUUCCAUUCACAAUCUGAAGAAGAGACCGACGACCAUCCUCCAUUAAUGUUGUUCUCGGUAGACCUGCAAGAAAUAAAGCAAGAUAUCGAUUCCUUUAUCGAAACGGUGGACAAGAUGAAGAAGGCUUACAUGCAUGAGUUAUGCAACCCUUCGCCCGAAGAAAAUGAAGAAGAAGAAGAUGAAGUUGAGUCGAGAAUCGAUAUAGGUGGAGAUGAGUCCAACAUGGUUGGAUUAUCUGAUCUAUUUACAGAAAUCAAAGAUCGGCUUAAUUCCUCACAAUCUGAAGCGAUGAUUUUGUCUCUCUAUGGGAUGGCGGGCGUUGGUAAGACUACUCUUGCGAAGAAACUCUAUCAACAUCCAUUAAUUGCGAGUCGUUACACCACGCGUGUGUUCGUGACCAUAGGCCCAAAAUAUCAACUAGCGGAUGUCUUGGUAGAUAUUCUAACACAAGUGAAUGCCGAUGCCGUUGAUGAAAUUAUGCUUACGAAGGGAGAUGAAUUAUUAGUCGAGUUGAAAAGGAUGGUGCACGAAAGUUUAAUGGAUUCGAGAUACCUAAUCGUGUUGGAUGAUGUUUGGUAUAGAAAGCCGUGUAUUGAGUUGGUGAACUUAUUUCCGUACCAUAAUAAUGGAAGUCGAAUAUUGCUUACAACUAGGAUACAACAAGUAGCUCAUUGUGCUACUAACCAUUUGAGUACUUUUAGAAUACCCUUUCUUGAUAAGAAAGAAAGUUGGGAUCUUCUUCGUCACAAGGUGUUUGAUGAAAUGUCUUGUUCUCGUGAACUGGAGAAAGCUGGAAAGAAAAUUGCAGAGAAUUGUGAAGGUCUUCCUCUUACAAUAGUUACAGUUGCCAGCAUCCUUUCCAAAGCUGACAAGACUUUAGAGUACUGGAACAAAGUAGCUGAUGAGAAACAAAAUUCGGUUUACAAAGAUGCAUAUGAUCAAAUGUCAAAGGUACUAUAUCCAAGCUACCACUACAUGGAACAACAUUUGAAAGCAUGUUUUCUCUACAUAGGAGCCUUUCCACAAAAUUGUGCGGUACAUACAUACCAAUUGAUCGAUUUGUGGGGUGCUGAAGGAUUUCUUAACACAAAAUUUAGUACUCGUUCUUAUUUGUUUGGGCUUUGUACGAAAUAUGUUAUCAUGUACAACAUAGAAACACGCGGAUAUUACCUUCAUUCAUCCUUUUGGUACCUAUGUAACAAAGAAGCUUCCAAGAACAAGUUGUUCUAUGCCUUAACUUGUCUUGCUGAUGCCUUACCAGAAGAAGGUAUAAAGUACCAGCGUCGAUUGAGCAUUCGAAAUAGUAUUCUACUUGCCAUCGAGGAUGCGCACAACUCAAUGGCAUCAGCAUCAACGGUACGCUCCAUCCUCUGUACCGGCUAUUAUCAUCAAUAUCCGGUACCACUGUGUUUGGAACAUUUAUGGUUGCUCAGGGUAUUGGAAGCUCGAAUCAGAUUCUAUGAGUUCCCAAUGGAAGUGCUGAAACUAGUUCAACUAAGAUACCUUAGUCUCGCUUAUGAUGGAAACUUACCGACUUCCAUUUCCAAACUUUGGAACCUUCAACACUUGAUUGUUGAGCAACAUCUAAGAAUUGUAAAAUUUGGUGGGAAUCUAUCGUAUCUGCCUAUUGAGAUAUGGAAUAUGAAAGAGUUGAAGUCUCUUCAUACCGGGAGGAGAGACCUACCACAUCCUUGUGAAGGAUCGGUCGGCCUACCAAACCUCUUAACACUCUUAGGUGUGAGUCCUCAAAGCUGCACGAAAGUCGUUCUUGAAAAAAUUCCUAAUCUGAAGAGGCUAUCGAUUAUAAUCGAACUAGCUUAUGAUGCUACCGAGUCCUUGAACUGCUUUGAUCACAUUUCCCAUCUCCAUGAACUAGAAGAACUAGUCUGUAAGAUUGAGAAUCAUGUAUUGAAGACCGAUGUUGUAAUUGCCCCACUUGCUCCUCUUUCAGACUUCCCAUCAAGUCUUACAACGUUAACUUUGAAGGGUAGUUUCGGAUAUCCAUGGGAAGAAAUGAGAAAGAUUUCUUCAUUGCCAAAUCUUAAUUCUCUGACAUUGCAGUGCUAUGCCUUUCGAGGCCCGAAGUGGGAGGUUCGUGACGACGAAUUCCAAAGUCUAGUAUUUCUCGAGAUCGAAGACACUGAUUUGGUGCAAUGGAAGUUUGUGACAACAAAUCCGUGCCUCCCUGUUGUUUCGUUCCUUCAAAUCAAACAUUGCUACAAGCUAAAAGAGAUCCCUCUCACAUUUGGUACAUCUUUCCAAACCGUUGGCAUCGUUGACUGCAACCCUAUGAUUGUGAAUUGUGCGAACAAAUUAAAAGAGGAGUGGGACCGCACACAUGUUAGCCGUGGACGUUCGUUAAUUCUUAAUGUUUGUUCUUCACUGUAACGACGGGAAUUUCAUUGAAUCUUCAAAAGGUAAAUUGUUUCAGGAAUCAUAGGCUGAUUGAUCAUGAGAGAAAUUACAUCAACAUUGUUUGCAUCUUGGAAUUGGAGGAACGUACUUCGAGUUUUCGAACCGAUAAAUAAAAGCAUCUUUGAAUAUUUUGUUAAUUAUAUAUAUCCAUUUUCUUGA